Molecule: messenger RNA, 4391 nt
Organism: Neoarius graeffei (lesser salmon catfish)
Lineage: Eukaryota; Metazoa; Chordata; Actinopteri; Siluriformes; Ariidae
Exons: 19
Coding region: 169-3621 (1150 amino acids)
Biological process (GO): bicellular tight junction assembly
Cellular component (GO): bicellular tight junction; cytoplasmic vesicle; apical plasma membrane
Source: RefSeq, a predicted model, not a curated record
AGUUUCCAAACUCUUGGGCUGAGGGAAAAUGUUUUUGGCGAGGUGGUGAAGAGUGCGGAAAUUUGGCUGGAGAGCAGCGAGGAGCAAAUGGACCUUUCAUACUGACCCCAGGGAUAAAAUGUCUCUGUGUUUUUAAUUAAUUAAUGGCAAGGUCAGACUGUGUUUCCGAUGUCCUCUAGUGGUGGUUCUUCUGGCCUCUUUGGGCAUGCUCAAAAUGCGUCUCGUGAUAAGGAUGUCCCUCCAGGCUUGUUACAGAGGAGUAACGGCCUCUCUAGUUUGCAACAUCAGAAAUCGGAUUUGGCUCUGAGCUUGGACCCUCUGCCGCCUCCUCCUCUCCCUGACGAACCACCGAUUGGACCAGAGUUUAACCCUAGUGACAGCGAAAACUGCGAGAAUCCAUCAGUUGACCUCAAGCCUGUCCACCGCUUUAUUCCUGACUCGUGGAAGAACUUCUUUCGUGGGAGCAACAAAAGCAGCAAUAGCUCGGUGCCUGUAUCCAGUACUUUGAACACCACCACAAAGGGCAUUAGGUGCUCUCCUCCUCAUUCGCCCUCAGUCUCAGAGUCAUAUCAUGAUAAGUUUGGGGGCUCUGGAGGCAGCUACCAUUCCCGCAUUGAGCGUGAAGCUAUGCUUCAUCCAGAGUCGAUGGAUGGUCGCACUGCACACACGACUCUGAGCUACAGCGAAAGAGUUGAGGAAUACCACCAGCGUUAUGCCUACAUGAAGUCCUGGCCAGGGCUGCUAAGGAUUCUUGGUUGCAUUGAGUUGCUUUUAGGGGCAGCCGUUUUCGCUUGCGUCUGUGCAUACAUUCACAAAGACAACGAGUGGUAUAAUAUGUUUGGUUACUCACAGCCCCAAAUGUACGGUGGAUAUGGUGGUGUGUAUGGCAUGUAUGGGGACACUUAUUACACGGGGCCCAAAACACCUUUUAUUCUUGUUGUGGCAGGUCUGGCAUGGAUAGUGACUGUGAUCAUACUUGUGUUGGGCAUGUCCAUGUACUACCGUACUAUCCUUUUAGACUCCAACUGGUGGCCUCUUACAGAAUUUGCAAUCAACCUGGCUCUUGCUAUACUUUACAUGGCUGCUGGUAUUGUGUAUGUAAGGGACACAACACGAGCCGGACUGUGCUAUUACCCCAUUUUCAACAAUGGCAUUAAUGCAGCUUUCUGUCGCACUGAAGCUGGGCAAACAGCAGCUAUCAUUUUUCUCUUCGUGGGCAUGCUGGUGUAUCUGAUAGGAGCUAUCGUGUGCCUGAAACUCUGGAGACAUGAAGCUGCACGGCGCUACAGAGAGAAGUACGGCCACGAGAUGCAGCCAGAGUUACUUGUGGCUCACUCUACGGCUGGACCGAGGAUCCCUGAGCCUGUCCUCCAGUCCUCUGCUGCACCAGUUCAGACAGAAGCCCCUGCACCUUCCAAGACAAAAGUGCUUAAAGCACAUAUUCCAGCUGGAUACAUUCCCAAACCCGUGAUUGUGCCUGACUACCUAUCUAAAUACCCAGUAAUUCAAACUGACGAGGAGCGAGACCAGUACAAAGCUGUCUUUAACGACCAGUACUCUGAGUAUAAAGAGCUGCAUGCCGAGGUUCACGCAACAAUGAAAAAAUUUGACGAGAUGGAUAGCAUGAUGCGUAACCUGCCUCGACACCUGUCCAGUCAGGAGGAAGUUGACCGCAUAAACCGAAUCCUUCAGGUAUAUCAGCAAAAGAAAAAUGAUCCUUCGUUUCUUGAGAAAAAGGAAAGAUGUGAAUACCUCAAAAACAAACUCGCUCACAUCAAACAUCGCAUUCAAGAAUAUGAUAAGGUCAUGGCAUGGAAUGACGGCUAUGGAUCCUGGGACACCUCUGCAAGUGUGGCUGACUUUUCAGGCAGCUAUGCAGGACGAGGCUAUGUUGGCAAUUCCUUCGGUGGAAGUUUUGGUGAGUAUUGGGCACAAAGCAGGAUGUUCUACCUGAUUAUCAUCAUUACUACAGCCAUCCUGGCUCUGUUAAUAUUUGUGGCUACUAUAAUUUACUUGGUUGCGGUAAAUCCCAUGGCACAAUCCUCAGUCUCGGCACAGUAUUACCAAGUACAGUCCCUGUGUUCCCAGUACCAGGGUCAUCAGCCUUCAGAACCCUUGACCAACCAGUACCUGUACCACUACUGUGUGGUGGAUCUACAGGAGAUGUCUUCCAGGCCGAAUGGGAGUCCACCUCCCUAUGAGUCUGAUCAUGACUACAAUGUGGUGCCACAACCUGCAUACUCGUAUUAUGCGGACGAUGAGAUCCAACACUUCUAUCGCUGGAACUCUCCACCGGGCAUCAUCAAAAUUAUGGCAGUCAUCUGCAUCGUCCUGUGUGUUGGCAUUUUUGCAUGUGUGGCAUCCACUUUAGCCUGGGACACCAAUACAAGUGUGCCUGGCAUUACAGGUGGCUAUGGAGUACCAAACUAUGGUGGCACUUCUUUCGGUGGCAGUUCCUUCAAUGGAGGUUUUGGUGGUGCACCUUAUGGCGUGAUGAGCUCACAAAAUGACCCAAGACAAGCAAAGGCAUUUAUGAUCGCAAUGGCUGUCAUUACCUUUAUAACUGUGUUGGCCAUCUUUAUCAUCAUACUCUCCCAUAAGCAGUGGGUACAAAGCAGGAAGUUCUACCUGAUCGUCAUCAUUACUACAGCCAUCCUGGCUCUGUUAGUGUUUGUGGCUACUAUAGUUUACUUGGUUGCGGUAAACCCCACGGCACAAUCCUCAGGCUCGGCACAGAGUUACCAAAUACAGUCCCUGUGUUCCCAGUACAAGUAUAAUCAGCCUAUGCAAGGCCUGACCAACCAGUACCUGUACCACUACUGUGUGGUGGAUCCACAGGAGGCAGUUGCCAUUGUCUUUGGCUUCCUGGUCAUCGUUUGUCUUAUUAUCAUCAUGGUUUUUGCCAUCAAGACCCGGAAGAAAAUUAAUGCUUCUGGGAAAGGGAAUAUCAUGUGGCACAGAGUGAAAACCGUCGAUGAGCCUAACGCUCCUCAAGAUGUGGAGGAUUGGGUAAAUAAUGUUUCUGGUGAUCCAGCGCUUGUAAAUAGUGACUUUCCUGAGAAGUUUGGUGGUUCAAGGGAACGCCUGGAUGACAACAGUACAAACUAUGGCGAUAACGGCUUUUUGGCUGUGGAACACAAUGUUCCACUACAGAAUUCGGCGCCCUACUAUAGCAGUUCAGACAUGGCCAGCUCAGCAAGUAAGCCUAAGAAAAAACGUGCAGGACGCCCCCGCCGUACCGACGGUAAAGACUAUGACACAGACUAUGCAUCAUCUGGAGAUGAACUUGAUGAUGAAGACUUUUCCAGAGAGUUCCCGCCCAUUGCUAAUGUUCACGAAAGGGAUAACUAUAAGCGUGAGUUUGAUCGAGAUCACCAAGAGUACAAGAAUCUGCAGGCCGAAAUGGAUGAAAUUAACAAGCGGCUAGCUGAGGUUGACCGUGAACUUGACGAGCUUGAGGAGGGAUCUCCGCAGUACCAGAAUGCCAUGGACGAGUACAAUGCACUGAAGCACCAAAAGCGGAGUGGUGACUAUCGGGUGAAGAAGAGGAGAUGCAAGGAGCUGAAGGCGAAGCUGAACCACAUCAAGAAAAUGGUCAGUGAUUAUGACAGUGGAAGAUAAAAGCUUUGAGACUCUCAAAAGCCGGACCUGACUUCCUACUCCAUCCAUCUGAUGUCUUGUCCUCCAAAUGUGAAGUAUGGAAGACAAGGGUUUUUAUUUUUUAAACAUAAGCUCUUAUUUUAACCCUGAAUUCUGUGGUUAGUAGUUUAUAAGUUUAAGUGGUUACACCAGGUUGUCUGUGUAAUGGUGAAUGUUUAAAAAGCCAUGUGGUGGUUUUUUAUUUAUUUUUAUCUUUUGAAUAAACCUGUUCAUAAACUGUACCAAACUCUUCUGUAAAAUUAUUUAUGUAUAAUUCUGCUUGUUCGCUUUUGGGUGAAAUUGGCAGGGUUUUUUUUUUAUAUAAAAUAUAUAAACGUUUGUUUAUUUGGGACUCAAGUUUGCAUAUUGUGCUUUUGUUUCAUAAGUGUUGUCAUAAUUACAUAACAUUGCAUGAUUUGCUUUUUAAACUUGUUUUAUAUCUGUAAAUAUCCAAAUCUCAGUUUUCUCUAUUUUAGUAGAAAUAAACAUGUCGGUCUUCUAUGAAUAAGUAGUAUUUUACAGAAUUUUUACAUUGCAAAAGGUUCUAGAAAAAUAAAUGGGGUUUUUUCCCCCCCAAAAAAAUACUACUUGUGGUUUUCUCAUUAUGUCCGGGUGUUCUGAUAAUCUUUAAACAAAACAUGAUUGGCAACUUUGUGUGUGAGUGCUGCAAUGGAAUUUCUGCCUUUUGCACAUUGGGACUUCAUUCAGAUGGUGCCUGAUAAAUAAAAUUUCUUGUCAUUCUCAAACAUGAA